Molecule: messenger RNA, 729 nt
Organism: Camellia sinensis
Lineage: Eukaryota; Viridiplantae; Streptophyta; Magnoliopsida; Ericales; Theaceae
Source: RefSeq, a predicted model, not a curated record
AUGGUUGGUGACCGACCGCUAAGAGCUGGAGAUAGUGCAAUAGAAAGUGUGGAGGUCGGUACUGUACUUUCUACGGCUGUGCUACUUCCAGCCGAUAUGAACCAAAUGGCCAAGCUGCAUGAAUAUGAGAACUUUGCGCUCAUGAUGCAGCACUCAAUUUUGGCUAUCCAACAUACGCAUUCUUAUGCAGUCAAGGCCGAGUUAAUAAAGAAGGACUUGAUUGCUCAAGGCAAGGCCGAGGCUAAAGCCGAAGAAGCUGAGUCUGCUGCCGAAGCAGCCAAGGCCAAGGCUAAGGCUAAGGUUGCCGAGGUCAAAGUCGUUGAAGCCGAAGAAAAGCUCAUGGAGACUCUGGAUAACAAAGAGGCUGAGAUCAAGGCGACUGAUGAAAAGGCCUAUGCCGAAAGUCAAGCUGAUGCCGAGGUUGAAGACAAAGUUGAAGCCGCAACUGAGGUUAAGGUCGAUGCAAUGGCCAAGUCCCCUACCCUCAAUGAUCAAGUCCUGGACUUGAUCGGAGAGAACGAGGACGAGGUCCCUAAGAGUGCCUCACCCAAAAAGACAACUUCUGAGGCUGAGGUCCAGGCCGUCGAGAAAAGCCUUGAAGAGACCCUAUUAGAGAUUGACGCUAAGAUUCAGGCCGACAAAUCUGCCCAGCUGACUGCCGAGGUUGAAACACUGUCAAUCAUUGAGGCAAGACAGUUUGAGGAAAACAUUAGAGACUCAUGUACUUAG